Molecule: messenger RNA, 965 nt
Organism: Acyrthosiphon pisum (pea aphid)
Lineage: Eukaryota; Metazoa; Arthropoda; Insecta; Hemiptera; Aphididae
Gene: MED11
Product: mediator complex subunit 11
Exons: 3
Coding region: 481-861 (126 amino acids)
Biological process (GO): regulation of transcription by RNA polymerase II
Cellular component (GO): mediator complex
Molecular function (GO): transcription coregulator activity
Source: RefSeq, a predicted model, not a curated record
AAGUUCUUUAUAAUCGUGGAUUGUAGUAUUGUAUACAGAAUACAGAACACGGAAUGUUCUGUUGUAUAAACCACGAUAAAAUAACCGUGAUCUAAGAAAAAUAAUUGUGAUCUCAUUUUCAAUUUACAUUUUACAUAUUUUAAAAGUUUAAAAUUUUUACUUUUUCAAUAUUCUAUCAAUUGUGUCUAAAUUAUAUAUUAAAGUGCCGUCGUAAAAAAAAGAUUGAGAAGCACUGAUCCAAGCAGUGCUGCACUGCUCUAUAACACUCAUUAUAUUGUGAUAACAUAAUCUUUUUCUCAUAAUAUAUUUUGUUUAUGAUAUAACAGAUUAACAGAAUAAAAAAAUAUUCAAUAAUUAAUUUUAUUUGUAUAGACUAUAAACUAGUUAAUCAUUGGACAGAUUAAAAUUAAGAAUUAAAAUAUACCUAUAGUUGAUUUUAUAUUGAAUAUAUAAAGAAGUUGUAAUAUCAACAAUUUCAUCAUGGCUGCACCAAUGGAACGUAUUCAAGCUCUAGAAUUAAUUGAAAAAGACAUAAUAACAUGUUUACAAAGCGCUGGUCAAGCAUUAUUGGAACUUAGUAAGGAAAAAUCCAGUUUGAAACAAGUAGAGAACCAAUCACACCAAUUCUUAAAGAGUUUGGGUAAUGUAGAGUCAAAACUAACUGAACAAAUUAAUUACUUGACUCAAGUAUCUACUGGACAGCCAUAUGAAAACAGUGGGUAUGCAUCACAAAAAGUUCUCCAAAUGGCUUGGCACCGUCUUGAACAUGCGAGAAGCAGGGUGAAAGAAUUGGAACGUUCUAAAAAUAAGUAUCUUCAGGAUCAAGAACAAUUGAAAGGAAAUGUCUCAAAUCUAUUAUAAUACUUUUGUUUUUGUAGACUUAUACAUUCUUAAGCGAUAAAUGAUAAUUUAACUUAAUUGUAAUAAAAACUAUGUGGAGUAAAUAAACUAAUUAAAAUCUGUGA